This is a messenger RNA of Kockovaella imperatae, 2059 nucleotides long. Its product is annotated as organic solute transporter Ostalpha-domain-containing protein. Gene Ontology annotation, molecular function: transporter activity. The transcript is spliced from 13 exons. Gene Ontology annotation, biological process: transport. Bases 296 to 2011 code for a protein of 571 amino acids. The record is from RefSeq and is a predicted model, not a curated record. NCBI's taxonomy places the organism in Eukaryota, Fungi, Basidiomycota, Tremellomycetes, Tremellales, Cuniculitremaceae.
CUGCUGCUGCUGCUGCUGCUGCUGUGUCGUGCUUUUUGGACCUUGGUCGCUGUUCGUUGACAUAGGGAUCUGGAAUUCCAGGCGACUUGAGGUUUUGAAGCAGUUGAUCAUCCUGUGCCGAUCACAGUGUGUCGCUCUCCUUUGUGUCUGUCUUGACUGCAACCGUCCCCAGUCCCGGUGACUCUUGAGAUUCGGGUCCGUCCCAGAGCUCGCUCACCUUCAUCUCGACCGAAAUUUUCAUUGAGCCUUUUCGGUUCCAUAGCCAGGCGCUCAGGUCAGGUGGCAGCUCGACGCGAUGGUUACGUGCCCUAACGUUGAGCUAGCUCAGGCGGACGACUGUUUCUUCUGUCCCGAUGGGAUACAUUGGGAUGCUCAUAGGAUAGGAUGGGCCGUGUCCGGGGCUGCUGCUGCUGUGACCACCUUAAUUACUCUCUUCACCUUGACGAUGCACGCUACACAUUAUCAGCAGCCUGCACCGCAGCGACAGAUCAUGCGAGUGCUGUUGAUGCCAGCUGUAUACGCCAUCGUCUCCUUCUUCUCCUACCGAUAUUAUCAGUCAUACGAAUACUACGUCUUGGCUGAGACCGCGUAUGAGGCUGUGACGUUGUCUGCCUUUCUGCUGCUCUUGAUGGAACUGGUCGCUCUGCGGACAUCAGGAAACGAUAUCAAGGAUAUCCUGCAGGAGAAGGACAAACGGAAGCUACCUUUUCCGUUCAACUUCCUGCGCUUUCGAGCUUCCAAGCCAUACUUCAUGCACGUCCUCACAUUCAGUGUUCUGCAGUAUGUAGUCAUACGCCCGGCUAUCACGAUCGCGGGAAUCAUCUGUCUGUACUACAACGUACUCUGUACCGGUCAUUAUUCCGUACACUUUGCAGCUGUCUACCUCGACGCAAUAGACUUUGCUUCCAUCUCAAUCGCCCUGUAUGGUCUCAUCGUCUUCUACGUCUUGUGCAAGGACGAGCUCAAGGGUAGACGGCCACUCGCAAAGUUCCUGGCCAUCAAGUUGAUCGUCUUCUUUGUCUUCUACCAAGGCUUUAUCUUCACAGUUCUGCAACACUACAAUGUCAUCAAGGCUACUAGAUUCUGGACUGCUGAAAAUGUCUCCGACGGCCUGUCUGCGCUGUGCACUACACUGGAGAUGGUAGUCUUCAGCGCCUACAUGGGCUGGGCAUAUUCGUGGAAAGAAUACACUUCUCCGGAGAUGAACCCUAAUCAGCGACCGACGAAUGCGAGGACUUAUUUUUCUGCCAUAUGGGAUACGAUCAACCUUUCCGACUUUGCGGCAGAGAUUUGGGCUGCUUUGAAAUUCUUCGUGGCCUUCAUUUUGGGUCGGCCAGGAACACACAGCCGCCAAACAAAGAUGCAAAAGACAUUCAUGCCUCACACAAUGAAUCCUCGAGAAAAGAUGCCUAUGGAGAGUAUGGACUCGACUAAUCGGCCAUUUCCUGGGCGAACAAGCAGCGGCAACGUGAUUUCAAAUGUGCAAUCACCUUCUGCUGCAGCCGCCAGCUACCAGAGACUGGAUGUCCAGAGCAACAGCUGGCGGCCCUCCACAGACGAAGCCUCAGGACUGGAGCCUAGACAUCCCUUCGCGAAUCCCACCCCCGCCCCUACAAUCCCUGCCAGCGGAUCUUUUUCUCACGCCGGACCGCAAAGGCAAUCUCGAGCAGCGAAUCCAUCAGCGACCUCUGGUGGUUUCCCUCAGCCACACCCAUAUUCACAACAUCAGCCGUCCAGCGCUGCUGCUUCUGGCUUGAUGCCCCCCGUCCCUAGUAGGAACACCGCUGGUUUUACACCCAUGAGCUCUACCCGCUCCUUCCACAGUGUCGGUGGUGGAAGCACGGUCAGCGGUACGAGCCACUACGCCACGCCCAUGGGGACCCCCGGAGAAGAGUUCCAGAAUGGUUCUCCAUGGAGUCGUGAUGGCGCACCUUAUUCAUCUGAUGUGCGCACCCAACCGAUGUCGACGACUGCGAGCAUGGGUCAGCCACAUUAUCAAAGACGUUAUUGACAAUGUCCUCCUCAUGUUGCCUCAUAGACCACAUGUAUCAAUUACGGU